Brassica rapa (field mustard) is the source of this 1530-nucleotide messenger RNA. RefSeq lists its product as uncharacterized. NCBI's taxonomy places the organism in Eukaryota, Viridiplantae, Streptophyta, Magnoliopsida, Brassicales, Brassicaceae. The record is from RefSeq and is a predicted model, not a curated record.
AUGGACUCCUCUCAAAUAGUAGAUGAUCCAGAAGCCAUUGCUACGGAUGCUAUGGUUCCCAUACCGGAGAUGAUGUUUGCGGCGGGUGAAGAACCGGUUGGAGUCAGGGGUCUUACCUACCAGUCCUCCAGAUCCAUUAAUCACAUCCUUGAUUCGCUCGAAGAUGAUGAGAUCCAGACAUUGCGCAUGUCACCCUUUUGGAAGAUUGUUGAAAUCAAGGAGAAACCAUGUUUCUCGGGAAGAUUUGUUCCAUUCAUGCUAUCAAGGCAACUAAAGGUGGAGAAGAAACAUGAGGCUUGGUUUCGGUUUGCUGGAAAACCGGUUAGGUUUUCGAUUCGCGAGUUCGCCAUUGUAACAGGCCUCAACUGCGGUGAAUAUCAGAAAAAAUCCAAAGCGAAUUCAAAGAUGAAGAGAAAGGCGAAACCCUAUUGGCCCGAGUUAUUUGGCAGAAGCGAAGAUCUUCGGGUGUCGACAGCUUUGAAAAUGCUUAGAAGGAAAACGGUUACAGAGAAAAAAGUUAGGAUUAAGUUGGCGUGUCUUGCGAUCGUGUCUUCGGUUCUACUCACUACCAACCUGAAGAUGAAGAUGAUUAAAGAACAUGUAGAGGCCAUGCAAAGAGACGAGGUCUCCUUAUCGAAGGAUACAAUUGCGCUUAAAGGAUUUGCCUUGGCACUCCAACUAGUUAUGGUAGAAGCUGUACCGGCUCUAAUGGAAGUUGUUUUGGAAAGUUACUCUUCUUAUGACUUAGAUAGCUGCGACGAUGGAGAUGAUUUUAUUCGGAAGAAGAACAAACAGAAGACAUUGAGCCCCAGCCAUGCGAGCGAACUAGACAAAAAAAACGAUGUCAUCAACGUCAAAGUCGAUAAUCUGUUAAAGCCUAUAGCCGAAGGUUACUCUUUCACCGCUGAGAUGCUCAAAGGAGGCGCUACCAAAGUUGACAUUGAAAGAAUGCGUGAGAUACCCGCAGAUGGGGGGAAGCAGAAGAGGAAAACAAAACCUUUGAAACAUAAGGAAACGGACGAGGAGAAGCAAAUCACAUCCAUUGUUCUGUCAAUGCUGCAAACUGAGGUUCAAAGAGCCGAUGCAAAUGCUGUCAGAGCUAUUUCCAUGGCCGAUAAAACAGCGGCGAAAGUUGACUCCUUAGAGACUCGGGUCAUGGUCUCAAUUCAAAAUGAGCUUAAAAACUUCAAGGAAGAAGUCAUCCGCUCUGUCUUGCAAGUUCACAACAAUGCUAACGCCACAACACAUGGCCCACGGGCCAACGUCUCUAAUACCAACCAUGAACAACAGGAAGCUGAUACCGUGAUCCCUCAGUGUGACGCUAACGAAGCAGAGGGCCCCUUGCAGGAUUCCCCUUUGUCAGCCAAUAGUCACAACAAGGAGGCUAGUAAAACCUCGUCAGCAGGCGUUGAAAUUGAUAACAAUGUUUCACGUCGGACAAUCGGAGCUGUGUCUGAAGGCUCAGAUCAAGAUCUUCCCACUGGUUCAGUCAAUAGUCACAACAACUUCCCUCCCAAAACUGUGGUGUGA